AUGGGCAAGAACAGAAAUCGGAACAAGAACAAGAAUAGAGCCAAGCGAGCAAAAGGUGCUGGAGGCGACGAUGGCGAGACGAGUAAGACACAGGCGGCGAGUUCGAAUGUCAAUCAGACGCGUGGGGGCAAUACGAAGACAGUGGCAGACGAGCAGAAAGAGAUCAAGGAGCUGGAAGAAACACGGGCCAGCGAUGCACAAGAUGCGGUUAUUCCAAAAGCUCCAGCAGGCACGCUCAAGGCCAAAUGCGAUUCGGUCAUUUCGAACGCUUCGGGGGGUCCUGCAGAUGAAAUCAAAGUCGCAGCGCAAGUGGCUGGACGGCCAAGGUGGAAUUUGCGAAUCCGUCGAUGGCUCUGGCGGUGCUGGCCCUGUCGCUUGGUACGAUGGACGUAUCGUUUUCUAGUUGCGUUGGUGCGAAUCGACUGGAACGACCAGCAAAGGGCGGCAGAUGUGGUGCUGGCGGUGGGACUUGGUGGAUCAGUCGUAUUUGGAGUCUACGUGGUUGGUGAUUUCCUGCUCAGGCAUUGGGGGGAGCUCAUGGCAGUCUUUCCUUUGGAGUGGUUCCAGAGGGGAGCAUGCUCCGGUAUACGAGCCAAGAUGUCGGUGCUACAGCUUCACUGCCAGAAUGUGCUGCGAGGUCAUGGACCUUGGCUGGCUGCCUGGUCAGCAUACCCCGACGCAGAGGACGGCAUUUGA
This is a messenger RNA of Bipolaris maydis ATCC 48331, 696 nucleotides long. The record is from RefSeq and is a predicted model, not a curated record. NCBI's taxonomy places the organism in Eukaryota, Fungi, Ascomycota, Dothideomycetes, Pleosporales, Pleosporaceae.